CGUGGGUGCUUCCUGCCACCAAACAUGACAGGGGAGGGUUCCGACCGGAACGCAGCCAGAAUCGGGUUGGGUUCCCUUCGAACAUACUUUCAGAUCUUGACAGGUUGACGUACUCGUUCGCUGAUCCCUCAUGAGAACGCUCCGCUCAAUAUCCCAUACAAGUGUCAGGGGUCCUGCAUCAUGUCGACUGGUUGGGCAAUUUUCCGAUGUGAAAAGGAACUCGGUGGAAUUGCCGGAGGGUCUCCGUUGAGAGUGGCCCUAUAUAAAAUCUCACGAUGGUAUCGACUUUGAACCGUUAUAUAUUAUCUACGUGGUACGGAGUGCAUCGGUUCCAUUUCUAGGUAGAACAACACGAGAAGAAUGCGUUCUAGUCUCACCUUCGGGGCUCUUGCCUCCAUUUCACUUGUUCAGGGCUUCACUCACCCCGGCCUUCUCCAUACCAACGAGGACUUUGACCGCAUCAAGUCCAAGGUCCAGGCUAGCGCCGAGCCCUGGAUCACCGGCUGGUACAAGCUGACCAACAACUCCUACGCAUCCCCCUCCUACACCAACACGGCACAGGAGGUCAUCUAUCGCGGCGACGACGGCACUCAUUCUCAGAACUACCCCAACCUGUACCGCGACAUCGCAGCCGCUUACGCCCUCGCCAUACAAUGGAAGAUCACCGACAACACCACCUACGCGGACUCCGCCGUCGCCAUCCUCGAUGCUUGGGGUACGACCCUGACCGAGAUCUCUGGCAACUCGGACAAGUUCCUGGCUUCAGGAAUCUACGGCUACGAGCUAGCGAACGCAGCCGAGUUGAUGCGCGACUAUGACGGCUGGUCGACCGAGAGCUUCAACACUCUGCGCGACAUGAUGGUGAACGUGUUCUAUCCGAUGAACCGGGACUUCUUUAUCCGGCACAAUGAUGCCGAGAUCGAUCACUACUGGGCGAACUGGGAUCUUUGCAACAUCGCCUCUAUGUUAUCCAUCGGCAUCCUGUCUGACAAUGAGACCAUGUACCAGGAGGCAGUGGAUUAUUUUAAGAACGGCGAGGGGAACGGCCAGAUCGAAAAGAUGGUCUGGAAGCUGUACGAUGUCGAUGGACAGACUCUAGGCCAGGGGCAGGAGGCCGGCCGUGAUCAGGGACACUCGAUGCUAGACUUUGCCCUGCUGGGUCCGAUUGCCCAGUCGGCGUAUAACCAGGGUGAUGAUCUGUUUGAGUAUCUGGAUAACCGGAUUCUAGCUGGUGCCGAGUAUGUCGCCAAGUACAACCUUGGCGAAGAUGUUCCCUACACCACAUACGUCAACAGCGAUGUCACGCAGGAUAUCAUCAGUGAAGCUGGACGUGGUGAUAUACGCCCUCUCUGGGAGCUGCUGUACAACCAUUACGGCGUGUUGAAAGGACUGGACGUGACGUGGACGAAGAAGUAUCGCGAUCUGGUGGUCGAGGAUGGCGACGGAGCUGAAGGAGGUGGCGGUGACUAUGGAAGCACCAGCGGGGGAUUCGAUCAAUUGGGCCAUGGAACGCUCUUAUACACGUUGGAGUAG
Messenger RNA from Aspergillus melleus, 1533 nucleotides. RefSeq lists its product as uncharacterized. The record is from RefSeq and is a predicted model, not a curated record. The coding region runs from base 361 to 1533 and encodes 390 amino acids. Gene Ontology annotation, cellular component: periplasmic space. The transcript has 2 exons. Gene Ontology annotation, molecular function: lyase activity. NCBI's taxonomy places the organism in Eukaryota, Fungi, Ascomycota, Eurotiomycetes, Eurotiales, Aspergillaceae.